UGAACUCAAGAUUCACCAUGAAUCUGUUAAUCAUGGCUCUUGUACUCUUAUUGACAACUGAGUGCCAAUCAAGAUAUGCUGGAGUCUCUUCAUUCGAGUCAGAAGUGAUCAAAGAAUUUGAUAACAUUUUAACUAUUGAGCCCACUAUUAAGAGGCUUUUGGACCUAAAGCCAACCAUAGAAGAGAUUAGGUCCAGCAAUCAGGUGAAUGAAAGACCUGUAAUUGGUAUCUUUACUCAGCCCUACAAUGACACUAGCGACUAUAUCAUGGCUGCUUAUGUUAAGUUCGUCGAAGCUUCUGGAGCAAGAGCAAUCCCAAUUGUCUGGAGAGACUCUGAUGAGGAUAUUCUGAAAUUAGUACCAAAAAUGAAUGGUGUUCUCUUCCCUGGAGGAGGUACUUCCUUAAAGAAUAAAGACGGAUCUCUCACUGAAUAUUCCAGAAAAGGAGAACUCGUACUCAAUAAAGUCAAAGAAUUAAACGAUCAAGGAAUUUAUUAUCCAAUUUUGGCAAUCUGUUUAGGAUUCCAAGAAGUUAGUCAGAUCGAGGCUCCAUAUGUUGACACCUUGGAGACAUACUAUUUUGAUGCAGAUGAUAUCUCAAACAAUGUGACGCUAAAAUCAACAAUAUCCGAAUCUAAACUGUUCAAUGAAAUGCCUCAACAUUUGAUCACUGCAAUCGAACAAGAAAACAUCACCUACAAUCAUCACCACGACGGAGUUCUCCCAUCGGCUUGGAACAACCACGCCGAGCUCAGAGACGCAUAUCACCUUCUCGGAGUAUCCUACGAUGAAAAAGACAUCGAAUACGUUGCCUUUGUCGAGAGCAAGAACUAUCCAAUCUGGGGUCUCCAAUUCCACCCAGAGAAGAACAUCUUCAUCUGGAAGCCCGACCUACACGUACCACAUUCGCCCACUGCUAUCGAGCUAAGCCAGUUCUUAUCAAACUUCUUCAUCAGAGAAGCUAGGAAGAACUUCAACCAGUUUGACUCAGACCAGGACGCCUUCGACCAUAUGAUCGAACACAUUGCUGUUGACUUAACCACUGCUGCUGCCCAGGACAUUUAUGUGUUUGAUAUUAACAACCAUUCUUAGAUGUCUGAU
This is a messenger RNA of Moneuplotes crassus, 1100 nucleotides long. The record is from the annotation of a GenBank genome assembly. NCBI's taxonomy places the organism in Eukaryota, Ciliophora, Spirotrichea, Euplotida, Euplotidae.